This is a messenger RNA of Paramecium primaurelia, 1410 nucleotides long. The record is from the annotation of a GenBank genome assembly. Lineage: Eukaryota; Ciliophora; Oligohymenophorea; Peniculida; Parameciidae.
AUGUCAUAGAAGAAAAGUGAAUGUGAAUUGAUUUUAAUUGAUCCAUCAGAUGAUACAGAAAUUAAACCAAUGAAAAUCUUAAAAAAAAUUGUUACUAAUGCUGCUGGAGUUCGAUAUCUAGUAGAAUACAGUAAUAAUGAAUAAAAGUAAGAAACUGAAAAAUAUAUGAAGGAGAAUUAUUAGGAAUUGAUAGAAGAUUAUAAUUAUUUUUCAGUUUGUGGUAGUAGAUUUGAUUAAUUAACUUUGCAGAAAAUGAGAGAAAAUAAUAAUAAGAUAUAAAAUUUUGAUAAUCAUUAAAAAUUACCUACUAUUCCAUCUGAUGAAAACUAUCCAAUUUUUAAAAGGCAAAAAAAAAUUGAUAAAUAAAUUGAAAAAAAUAACAAAUCCAAUAUAUUACCAUUGCCAUAAUAAUAGCAAUAAUAAUAAUAAUAAUAAGUUUAAAUACAACAGAAUUAGUAACAAUAACAAAUUUAAUAAUAAAAUAAUUUAAAUUAAAAUGAGAAAUAUUUAAUUAAAUAAUAACAAAUUCAAAAUUAAAGCUUACUAUAAUUUUAAUCAGAUUAAGGAGAUAAAAUUAAAUCUAUCUCUUUAGAAAAUGGAUUAUUUCUUGUUUAAUGGUUACCAAGACCUGAUGGAAAUAUACCUUAUCAAGAAUAUUAUCAUUAUGACUAUCUAAAAGCAACUGCUCCUACUAUUUUAUUAUCAUUUUUAGAGUAAGAAUUCUUACAUAAUGACUUAAAAUUUAAAAAUCUUAAAAGACAUUCUUUUUUAAAUUCAAAUAAUGAAAUUAUUUAAAAUGAUGAUAAUUUAUCUAAUAAAGAUAAUAAAAUUAUUACUUAAUAAUUAAAAAAUUAAGAAAUAAUUGAUGUCUAAAAAGAAGUAUCAAAGGAUGAUUUAUUGAAUAAAAAAGAUGUAUUAUUUGAAGAAGUAAAAGAACAAAAAGAUAAUUCCAAAGAUAUUCUUAUUGAUGACAUCUAAGUAGAUAAAGCAUAAGAAGUAAUUCUUGAUGAAAAAUAAACUGCUGAAAAAGAAAAAAAAUAAUAAUAAUAAAAAAAAGGCAUUAUUCCUACAAGUAAACCUUAAGGAUAAAAUUAAAAAUUAAAAAAAUCUACAAUAGAGAAAGGUUAAGAAAUGUUUACAAUGGAUAAAAUAUAAGGAAAACUAGAUGAAAAGUUAUCAUAAUUAGAUAAGCCAAUACCUAAAUAAUAAGUAACUAUUACUGAACCAAAAUUGACAAACUAAUCAUUUCCAGCACAAUUUGCUUAAGCUUAAGUAUCAGAUGAAUUUGAAAUACUUGGUUCUUUAGAAAAACAUGAUGAUAAAUAAAAUUUAAAUUAUGAAAAAGAACUUGAAGAAUGUUAUUCUGAUGUUGAUUUACCACAUUUUUAAUUUAAUUAAAGUGAAUUAUGA